Molecule: messenger RNA, 1547 nt
Organism: Mizuhopecten yessoensis (Yesso scallop)
Lineage: Eukaryota; Metazoa; Mollusca; Bivalvia; Pectinida; Pectinidae
Product: glycine receptor subunit alphaZ1-like
Exons: 9
Coding region: 98-1288 (396 amino acids)
Biological process (GO): chemical synaptic transmission; signal transduction; chloride transmembrane transport
Cellular component (GO): neuron projection; membrane; synapse
Molecular function (GO): extracellular ligand-gated monoatomic ion channel activity; transmembrane signaling receptor activity; neurotransmitter receptor activity
Source: RefSeq, a predicted model, not a curated record
CAGGAACGUUUCUAAGCUUGCUUAAUUUUGACGGGAACUUUCCGUGAGUAAUUGAGUGUGACAGGGACUUUAUCAAGUCAAAGAGUGACUGUGCGACAUGGUGUCCUUUCGUUUAGGCCUGGUAAUCGUUUACCUCCAUCUACAUCCCAGGACAGCAGACCCUCAGACCAGGUCUGACUUCAUUGGAGCCCUCAUUAUCGACUAUGAUAACCGGAUACCGCCAAACUUUGAGAAAAACAAUUACACAGAGGUUAAUGUCAGCUUGUUCAUCAACAAUAUUGAUUCAAUUAGUGAAAGAUCAAUGGACUUCACAAUGAAUGCGUUCAUUCAACAAGAGUGGUUUGACUUCCGCCUCCAAUUCUUUGACCUAAUCGACGCUCCCUAUUUGGAACUCGAUGCCAAACUUAUAGACGAUGUCUGGGUACCUGACUUGUAUUUCACUAAUGAGAAAUCAGCCUUUUCCCAUGACGUCACAGUUGCUAAUAAGAUGAUGCACCUAUACUCUAAUGGUCGUGUGGUGUAUCGACAAAGAGUUUCAGUGACCGCUUCCUGUCCAAUGAAACUCCACAAGUACCCAUUCGAUUCCCAAGUCUGCUCACUGUACAUUCAGAGCUUUGCCUAUACACUCGGACGACUACGGUUUAGGUGGCGGUCUAUGGACCCAGUGCGGACAAAUACAAACAUUGAGCUACCACAGUUCAAACUGACGCGACAUCUGGUAAAGGACUGUACCGAAAACGGCGGCUCGUCAAUCGCAGAGCUACAAAAUUUUACGUGUAUCCAGAUGGACGUUCACCUGGUCCGGUAUCUUGGUUUCUUCAUGAUUCAGGUCUACGUCCCUACUACUCUGAUAGUGCUGCUGUCGUGGGUAUCGUUCUGGCUAAGUAUAGACGACGUGCCUGCCCGGGUAUCUCUGGGUAUUCUUACCGUUCUCACCAUUACCACACAGAAAACCAGCUCCGCGGCCGCUGUGCCGCAAGUGUCUUAUGUCAAAGCCCUAGACGUCUGGAUGGCCAUAUGUCUUCUCUUUGUCUUUGUUGCUUUCCUGGAAUAUCCAUGUGUGUAUGUCCUAAAGAAUCGAGAAGUACACAUUCGGCAAAAGAAAUCUGGCAGGCUAAGAGCAGCCGGCGUCACUGCCUCAGCUAACUCAAAGAAGAUUGAAGAUAACGGGAAUUCACACAACGGCAGCAUGACGACGGGACGAUUUAUUGAUGACAUUUCAAAAUUAAUAUUUCCUGCGAUAUUUCUUACGAUCAUUAUAAUAUAUUGGGUUGUUUAUACUAUUUGAUAUCGGAUUCUAUAUAUCUUCCGUAUAAAAUAUAGCAUUGCUUAUAAACUGGCAUCUAAAUUUCCUUUGAAGUAGAUCCACCAUCGUGUGACGUUAUGUUCCGAAAUAGAAUGUUUUGUUACCGCACUAACCUCUAAUAUCGUAUCGAGUUCUUUCUUUCCAUAUUUUUGUAGUCAUUGUUUAUAGAUGUACAUAUAAUGUGCAAAUUAUCCAGCUUUACAUAUUUUCGUUUGUUUUUGAUUUUUGUUUUGCUAAAUUU